ACCGAGACACAGCCCCAGAUGGAUCCCAGCCUCUGAGCUACUGUGGCUGCGGCAGAUGUAGCUUACGUGGAACUUGAGUCCUCUGGCAGAGCUACAGCGUGCACAAGCAGCGUUUCUACUCAAGCCACAGUUAACACGUCUCUUUCCCCGACUCUUCUAGACUGUUUGGCUGAUGAACAAUAUCUACAACUCCAUCGGCCGGCUGGAAACUUACUCGCCGCUGCUCAUACCAACCACUUCAAACACACCAUCCAUGUCACGAAGUGGUUCAUAUGCGGCCGACGGCCCAGAUCGGCCAACAUUGGCACCUUUACGCCCCUCCGAUUUCGAGAAGAACAGGCGACUGCCCAAGGUUUUUCCGGACUACCCCACCACCACCUCCGGAGUCGCUUGGUUGUUGUGGACCAUUUUGACCGGCGUUGGAUGGAUAAGAAAGUUUUUCGAUUUGUUUCAUGGCUAUAUGAGCAGUGACGACCGAGGAAGCUCAGAAAAUCUUCGCCUGUUAGCCGAUGUUGAUAGAGCAAUGAACCGAUUAAGAAAGCUGAGCGAAUGCCUGCAAGAGCUCUGGCCUGCGCUGUGCAGCAUCCGAUACAACUCGGCCCUUUACACGACCAAGCCUCAAGCCAGCCCGUAUUUGGAUACAAUUGAUGCGGAAUCAUAUGACAUGCUGGACCAUAGUCAUCCUACGUCCCUCUCGGUGGAAGGCAGAGAGCAGAUCAAGAGCGGCAAAAGAAAAUGCGUCAAUGUUGACGUCAGGGUCAUUGAGACCGAAAGGUCCGAAGCCAUCGUUCAAACAGGCGAAAUUGCGAUUUUGGUGCAUAUUUCCAUUUGGCUCACGAAACAGCUCGCUGGAUGGUGGGCAUGUCUGAAGGCCAUCCUCCCUUGGAUCCCCGACUAUAACUUCAAAUCAAUCAGGAUGCUGGCAAACGUUGUGAACGAUGUUUAUGCAUUAUUAUUGUCGCUGUUGCUGCUGACAAUGUUUUCAUGGUUCACCUUGCUUUGUGCUGCGUUGGCCCUCGUUCUGAUUGAUGUUGUUGGUGCUGCAUUCAUAAGCCACAUCACACGCGACCUUCACACGAAAUAAUGAAGUCAACCAAUAUAAGGUGCUUUUGGGUUCUGUGGAUGCAAUAGCGCACUGGUC
Polychytrium aggregatum is the source of this 1141-nucleotide messenger RNA. RefSeq lists its product as uncharacterized. The record is from RefSeq and is a predicted model, not a curated record. NCBI's taxonomy places the organism in Eukaryota, Fungi, Chytridiomycota, Chytridiomycetes, Polychytriales. The coding region runs from base 173 to 1084 and encodes 303 amino acids. The transcript has 3 exons.